Messenger RNA from Fonsecaea erecta, 1239 nucleotides. RefSeq names its product chaperone DnaJ. Gene Ontology annotation, biological process: protein refolding; response to heat. The coding region runs from base 1 to 1239 and encodes 412 amino acids. Gene Ontology annotation, cellular component: cytosol; cytoplasm; nucleus. NCBI's taxonomy places the organism in Eukaryota, Fungi, Ascomycota, Eurotiomycetes, Chaetothyriales, Herpotrichiellaceae. Gene Ontology annotation, molecular function: ATP binding; Hsp70 protein binding. The transcript is spliced from 4 exons. The record is from RefSeq and is a predicted model, not a curated record.
AUGGUCAAGGAGACGAAAUUCUAUGAUAUACUUGGGGUCGACCCUUCGGCCACAGAAGCCCAGCUGAAAUCUGCCUACAAGAAGGGUGCCCUGAAACACCACCCAGAUAAGAAUGCCCACAACCCCGAUGCCGCAGAAAAAUUCAAAGACCUCUCUAAGGCAUAUGAAGUCCUAUCCGAUCCUCAAAAACGAAGCCUCUACGAUCAGUAUGGUGAAGAAGGUCUAGAGCAAGGCGGAAUGGGUGGUGGUGGUAUGGCCGCCGAAGAUCUCUUUGCACAGUUCUUUGGCGGCGGAUCAGCCUUUGGCGGCAUGUUUGGAGGUGGCAUGCGCGAUACUGGCCCAAAGAAAGCCCGCACCAUCCACCAUGUACACAAGGUAUCCCUCGAGGACAUCUACCGCGGAAAAGUCUCGAAACUCGCUCUCCAAAAGUCUGUCAUCUGCCCGCAGUGUGAAGGCCGUGGAGGCAAAGAGGGGGCGGUGAAAACCUGCGCUGGUUGCAACGGCCAGGGUAUGAAGACCAUGAUGCGACAAAUGGGCCCCAUGAUUCAGCGGUUCCAGACCAUCUGCCCGGAUUGCCAGGGUGAGGGAGAGACCAUCCGCGACCGUGACCGGUGUAAACGCUGCAUGGGGAAGAAGACGGUUGUGGAACGAAAGGUUCUCCACGUCCAUGUCGACCGUGGCGUGAAGAGCGGUCAUAAGAUCGAGUUCCGCGGUGAGGGUGACCAGAUGCCGGGUGUCCUUGCCGGAGACGUUGUCUUUGAGAUUGAACAGAAGCCUCAUCCACGAUUCCAGAGAAAGGAUGACGAUCUUUUCUAUCACGCCGAAAUCGAUUUGUUGACUGCUUUGGCCGGUGGCCAGAUCUACAUCGAGCAUCUCGACGAGCGAUGGUUGACUGUCAACAUCUACCCCGGCGAGCCUAUCACACCUGGAGCGAUCAAGGUCAUCAAAGGCCAAGGCAUGCCGUCAUUCCGCCACCACGAUUUCGGAAACUUGUAUAUUCAGUUCGACGUCAAAUUCCCAGACAAGUCACAACUCCAAAAUCUGGAGCUUCUGGAACAAGUCCUCCCGCCCCGCAUGCAACAGAAACUGCCACCGCCAGACGGCAUGGUCGAAGAUUUCGACUUGGAAGACGUCGAUCCCCGCCAGCAAGCACGUGCUAACGGCGCCGCUGGCAUGGACGAUGACGAUGAGGAUGGCAUUCCACCUGGAGCCGAGAGAGUACAGUGCGCUUCUCAGUGA